Myxocyprinus asiaticus (Chinese sucker) is the source of this 7932-nucleotide messenger RNA. Its product is annotated as inositol polyphosphate 5-phosphatase K-like. NCBI's taxonomy places the organism in Eukaryota, Metazoa, Chordata, Actinopteri, Cypriniformes, Catostomidae. The record is from RefSeq and is a predicted model, not a curated record. Gene Ontology annotation, molecular function: phosphatidylinositol-3,4,5-trisphosphate 5-phosphatase activity; phosphatidylinositol-4,5-bisphosphate 5-phosphatase activity. Gene Ontology annotation, cellular component: plasma membrane; ruffle; cytoplasm. The transcript is spliced from 13 exons. The coding region runs from base 13 to 2241 and encodes 742 amino acids. Gene Ontology annotation, biological process: negative regulation of peptidyl-serine phosphorylation; phosphatidylinositol dephosphorylation.
UGGGCUAUUUUGAUGCCUGCUAAGCUUUCUGAACACGAAUCAGUCUAUCAGUCAGUCUGUUUCCAGCGGUGUACAUCAGUUCUUCUGUCAACAUACCUUGAGUUCUCGCCAGUCUGUCUUAAUCGAGGGAAUUGGGUAAAGAUGGAAACAGAGCAGCAAAAUCAAAGCCUCUCCAAGCCAAACUAUUUGAAAUCAUCUGUGGAACCAAAAACACCAGCAGAGUCCUCCUCACCCUCCACAUCUUCUCCUGCCCCUAAUCCUCCACCAAUGGCUCCAGCCAGGCCAAGACGACCCCAGAGAACCCCUAGAGUGGAAGGAUCUUUUGACGUAUCAGAGCCUAAACCUCCAGAAUCUCCUAGACCGAACCAACUGUCCAGCCAUGCUGACCCGGUUGACCCCUACAAACCCAACUAUCCCUCAGAAGCAAGACCUCAACUCAAUGUUGGAAAUGUUGGUCAUGGACCUCUAAGUUUGGCUGGUCAGAAGGUUUCAGGACAUGCAGCUUUGGCUCGGAGCCACAUUGCAAUGAGAACAGCCUCCCUUCCUCAGGCCCCGUCUUACAAACAACCACCUUCAGAUUCUGUCCAGCACCCUCAGAGAGCGCUGUCAGUCACUGGGACUGCCGACACUCAGGCCCAAGUCAUGGAGGAUUUCAGAAUUCAUAUCAUCACAUGGAAUGUGGGCUCAGCCAUGCCGCCUGAUGACAUCACUUCUUUAUUGGGGUUGAAUGUCGGUGAUGGAAACACAGAUAUGUAUAUUAUAGGUCUACAGGAAGUGAACUCAAUGAUCAAUAAACGGCUAAAAGAUGUUCUUUUCACUGAUCAGUGGAGCGAGGUCUGCAUGGAUGCUCUCAGCGUCUUCGGAUAUGUACUGGUUACAUCACAAAGGAUGCAGGGAAUGCUACUGCUUGUCUUUGCCAAGUACUAUCACCUGCCUUUCCUGAGAGCUAUUCAAACACAGACCACACGCACUGGACUCGGUGGUAUCUGGGGUAAUAAAGGAGGUGUAAGUGCACGUAUGACUGUCUUUGGCCAUUCAAUCUGUUUCUUAAACUGUCACCUGCCCGCACACAUGGAGAACUCAGAGCAGCGCAUGGAAGAUUUUGAAAGCAUUCUGCAACAGCAACAGUUCGAAGGUCAAGCUGCUAUGGGUGUACUGGAUCACGAUGUGGUUUUCUGGUUUGGAGAUCUGAACUUCCGAAUUGAGGACCUGGAUAUGCAGGUUGUGAAAGGAGCUAUUGACAAUAACAAACUCUCCAUAUUAUGGGAAAAAGACCAGCUUAACAUGGCGAAAGACAGUGAAACUGUGCUUGAAGGUUUCCACGAGGGGCCACUUAAAUUCCCUCCUACAUAUAAGUUUGAUGUGGGUACAGACACAUAUGACACCAGUGGGAAAAAGCGUAAACCAGCAUGGACUGAUCGAAUUCUUUGGCGGUUGAGGCCGAUGGCUCAGAUCAGCAACAGCACAUCUAAGCGCAGCUCCGUAUCGGGCCUAACCAGCGGAAUCUGUGUGUCACAACACUUUUACCGCAGUCACAUGGAGUACACCGUCAGUGACCACAAGCCUGUCUCCUCUAUUUUCACUCUGCAGUUCCCUUAUCAGGUGGACAUCCCUUUGGUAACAAUCUUUGUGGAGGAUGAAUGGACAGAGAUAUCUGAUGCAGUAGCCAAAUUUAAGGUGGCUCCCAACUUUUAUCGAAGCUCUUGGGACUGGAUUGGGCUUUACAAGGUUGGGUUUAAACAUCAUAAGGACUACGUGGCGUACACUUGGGCCAAACAGGAGGAGUCUGAUUUCCUAAGACAGGAGCACCAAGUGACUUUUGCAGAGGAGGAGUUGCCAAAGGAUUCUGGGGACUUCAUUCUGGGUUACUAUAGCAACAAUAUGAGCUCCAUUGUGGGUGUCACCGAGCCAUUCCAGAUUCAACUGCCAGCAUCCACUGCAGCAGAUCUAAGUCCGUCGGACAGCUCUGACUUCACGUCUGAAGACGAGGUAAAGCAGGUUGUCUCCGGUACCUCCAGCCCUGAGGUUGAGGAGCAACAGAGCAGCGACUGGAGCGCCAAACCUGCCAAAGGGCAACCAACUAAUCCAAACGAACCACAUUCCAAAGACACCAUGACACAUUCUCGCUCUUGCAAGCAGAGCGGUGGUACCCUCAAAAUGACCAAGACCUCUGAUGAUCCUGUGGCUUCUGUUGAAAGUUCUAACUCAGGAAAAGAUGCAACCAAACCAGAGGAAACUUAGCUAAGCACACCAUCUUCUCUGGAGAAUUAUAUUUGCUUGAGGAUAGGGUUGCAGUUUUCUGCUGGGUCUAUAAUGUCGUUGUACAUUUACUGUCCUGCAAUGUCGUUUGGAGAUGUUGUUUUGUAUGUUGCAGGGCAGCAGUAAGCAUUUAAUUUGUGGCUCCCUCCAGCAAAAUACAAGAGCGGGCAGGCUAAAUUCUUGUCUGUAACUGUUUUUCGUUCUAUGUAGACAUUCUGACAUUCGCAUAUUCUUCUCUCUCUUUCUCCCUAGCUGCACAAAACAAAAUCUGAAACAAAGAAAUUAUUCUAAAAAUUCUUGCACAAUAUUAAUGCUUUAAAUUGCUUCAUAUAGAAGUUAUUCCCAGAAUCGACCAGGGUUUAAUGCACAAUAGAAAACACUUGUGGUUCUUGUUGGGAUUUAUUGGAGCAGAUCCUCUUUAGUAUAUCAUCGGUUUUCUGGAGCUUUGUUCCAGAUACUAGUGAGCUGCCCACCUAGACAGCAUUUUAAGGCAUCAUAAGCACACUUCUGGCAUAAAGGCUGUUCUAAACAGCAUGCGCCAAGUUAUGUUGCCUUAGAAGAUACAUUGGCCAAAUUCUAAGGCAGGAGUGCUGUAUCAUUAUAAGUUUUACUCAGUAAAACAAUACAUCCAAUAUGGCAGAUAAAGCAAGAGAAAUGCCCGUUAUACUUGUAUUUUACUCAGCACUGUGAAAUAUUGUUAAUAAAUGGCUCUAAAAUUGUUUCAUGCAAUAUUUGUGUGUGCUAUAUAUUGAUGUCUUUACCUUAGCAACAUGCUAACAUUAGACUCAUCUGAUUAGACUCAUCUGGAAUCAUCUGUGAGCAUUAAGGCUGGAUUACACUACACAUUUAAAACCAAUUUUAGCCCUGAUUUUCAGUUGGGCCAAUUUGGUGCUAGUUUUUGGCCAAUUGUAGUUGACAAAUUUAAUUUAAUAUCGUAUAGUAUAUGAUGGGUACAGACUCUGAUAUCUUAUCCUCAGACUAUGAUUGCAUCUAGUCAGAGGACAUAAAACAUGUUUGAUAUUUUUGAGCCGACUAUCCACGACUACAGAUGAAAUCUUGUAGCGUCUGGAGUCGUAUGGCAAGCAGCCAAUGGAAAUCGAGUGUGCAGGGCCAUGAAGCUCAGGAAAUGGUGAUGUUGAACAAGCACUCUAGUGGAGUUUCACUUUUAACACCACUCACCUCGCAUUACAGUUUUUAGAGGCCAUACCUGGUGGUGUCUUCCCACCCAAGACCAUCCAAGAAAAUGUGCCAAGCGCACCCAAAUUUUCCACAACUCAGAACACAGAGUAGCAGCAACAUUAACAGCAGCCAGUUCCCAGAUCCAUGUCUGUUUACAUCUGUCAUGCGUCUCCUAGAAUGGGAGGAUUUUUGUUUCUACAUGAGUUUGUGAUAGGAUCGACUUGACAGUCGGGUAGUGUUAUUGUCGUUUGGGAAUGCGUUCAGAUUUUAAAAGUCAUGUUGUGUAAUCCAGACCUUUGGUUGAGUCUCUUGUGCAGAGUGUGGCGUGAAUAAGUGAACAUCAACGGUGGUGCUGCUGCCCAUAUACAGCGAUCCAUUUCAGUCCCUUAUGAUGUUCCAUUUCCGUUAUUUUGCUUCUGUAGAAGGUAGAUAGCAGUACAGAGUGAGGCAGCUCACUAGGGUUUGGAGCAGAGCUCAGGAUUUCUUGAUGUCUGGCCACAUAAGACAUUGAGAAUUCCCUGCUAAAGGUGACCUUCUUUGGUCAUCACCUCGUUGAGACUGGGAGGGUAAAUUUAAAUACAACAUGCUCUGCAAACGCAUGUUCACACUCCUCAGGUCCUUGAAAAGUAAGCACACAUAAAGGGAUGAACAUUCGUUGACUCUUAGCUAACACAACACGUUGGCGACACUACAGUUUAUAUAUUAUUCAUGUUUAUCUUAAAUAGUUGCAUUGUUAAAGACGAUGCCUACCUAGACAGAAAUUUAGGCAUCAUAAUUAGGACAAUGAUGAAGUCUAUUCUUCUCAAAGUUGUGACUGUUGUGCCGUUGUGUUUCUGUGGUUAAUGUUCUCGAAAAGAAUUUGAAAGUAACAUCCCUCACCAUGACCUGCCAAAUUUAAAGUCAACAUGAAGUGCCGUUUGCAACCCAUUUUACUUCCGCAAUGUGAUAUAGUAUUUCCGAAUGAAAUGGGAGGGGUUGAAAUAUAAGAGGGUUUGGUGAUGUUAGUCGUAAAAGUCGUAAUCUAAGCACAAAAUCAACAUUUCGAGCUGAAUUAUCCGUUCUUUUAGAGGAUUACCUGUAUUAAAGGAGCUUCAGAUGUUCGUGCUUCUCUUAAGUGUCCCUGCGUCUUGAUAUCAGACACAAUGAAGAAGAUCCGUGAAGUUCUCAUGCUUGUAUAUGUAUCUGCUUUUUAAACAAUUAUUUCCUUUUAAAACCGCUCGUAACCGGCACAGUUUAAACUCAUGUUUUAGCGCAUGGUUGAUUGACAGAUAAGGGGUGGGGCUUCGCUGCUGCCAGGGAUGCAUCAGGACGGAUUAGCGUUUACACCUCAAAUGUGAUGUGGUUACAUGCGUUUUAUGACCACAUUUGUAUGUGGUUUUUGUGAUCUGAUCACAAAAUGUUUUAGACCCUGUUUAAACCUGCAUUUAGCGCUGACCACAUGUGAUCCGAUCACCAAAAAUGCAUCUUAAAAUCAGGUGUAAAUGGGGUCCUAGAUGCUCAGAAUUAUUUCCUCAGCGGGGAAAUCGGGAAUAUUAGAUCGCUCCUAUUAUAUUCAAUGAAGAUGUAAAGGAUUUAUUUUUGUGUUCCAAAUUUGUAAAUCGUUUGGAUUAAAGCGUCUACCAAAUGACUAAAUGUAAAAGUAAAUGACUUGCGCAGCUUCAUUCAUUAUAAUGGGAGCGAUCUAUAGUCACUUUUAGAGCUCUACCUCUUGAAUUUACAAUUAGUCGGCAUAAAUUUAGUUCACCUACCAGAGAUAAUAUGUUUGAUACAGUUGUUAGUACUGCACGUAUCCAGCCAUAUCGCUUCACUGCUGCGGUUCAUACGUCCAUUUGCGGUUGCUUUUUUGGAGAUCUAAACACUUUAAUUUCCAUUAGUUCCAGGCAUCCAGGGAGCAUCCAGCCACCGAACAACAUGGUGCACAUUUUAAUAAUGAUAUUUUAUGGCAAUUGUGUUAAUGUUAGUAACGUUAAUCAUGUUAAAGUCACUAUGAAUGAAGCGCCUCCCGCUGUUGUUUUGAAUGAGAACUUAUAGGAAAUGUUCAAGGAACUAAGACGUCACUUCCAUAAACCGAGGAAUAGUCCUUGAAAUGGUCUAUAAUCAGGCGACUGAUCAUCUGUUUUUUCUCCCACUUGUAGCUACUGCAUCGAUUCACUGUGUAUUUGCAUUAAGUCGAACUCUGCUCAACUGUGUCGCAUCGGCAACAGUUGCUAUCACUUAUUUUGCCUCAAAUCGGCAACUCUAACAAAUAAAUGACUUACGAUCGCUUUGUCAGUACAAAUUACUGUCAGAGUGAACACCCCUUAAAGGUAGGUCAUCCAAAAAGGAAAAUAUAUUUAUCCCCCCUUCAUUUUGUUCCAAACCCGUAGGACUUUCUUUCCUCAGGAGAACACAAAAGGAGAUGUUAGACACAAUAUCCAAUCUAAUCUUUUCCAUACGCGAAAGUGAAUGGGUGCUGUUAAACUUUGAAAAAGGACAAAAAAGUGCCAUAAAAGUGGUACACAAGACUCAAACGCCAUUCAAAGUCUUUUCAUUUUUGGGUGAACUGUCUCUUUAAAAUGUGGAAAGUGCAUUAAAGGCCCAGGUAAACUUCGUUUUUGCGUUUUCAGGAUCGGCUCGCGCCUGGCAUUUGUGAGUAUACUCUUCUGACCGCGAGCGAAUAUGAAUGUAUUUGAUGCAUGUCAACAACAACUUCUUUGUGAUCCUCUUUUAGUAGAGUCAAUGGCCAGCGCAUGCACCAACGAUGUGCACAGAAGAUGACCAUGUCCGCGGGUCGAGAAGAUCUGUCGGAUUAUGAUGAAAUUUACGUUACGCAUACUGUGCAUGGAGCGAUCCGCAACAUGGACAUGCAAAGUAUAUUUUGGUCUUAAAGUAAAUUGGGUCAGUUUUGAUUUCAUGUUGACUUUAAAGAAUGACUGCAUGGUUUAUAUCUGAGCAUUCAUCUGAUUUGUGUAAAGUAUUGUAUCAUUACUGUACGUGUGGUAGGAAUCCUAGGAUAUUCUUCGAUGUCUAGGGCUUACUAGGAUUUAUCUUCCAUGGUAAAUUCUUCCUCGUCUCCUCUCCAUCUCUUCCCCUAUCUCUCUUAAUUUCCACCUUCUCUUUCCAUAUCCUCUCCUCUCUCAUUUCUCCUCUCAUUGUCUUUGUGUCUCCAAAUCAGACCCCUCAGGGGUCACAGUGUCUGGUUGUCACAUUGUGUACCGGGCUCUGUUAAGGGCUCAGAUGUCGUCAGAAGUAAUAUAUUGGAUUGGUAGCUUGUGACCCAUUUAGGAAAUUUUGUACCAAGACUACUUAGCCUUAGGACACGUGGUGUGCUGUCACUGUUUACAUGGUUAGGUGAGUGAGAGUAAAAGCCUGUCAGUGUAUCUAUGUUUUUGCAUGGACGUGUCAUGGAUAAUCCCAGUGUUGUAUUAUCAGCCACCUUUUAAUAUCGUAGAGAUUUCGAAAGGUAUCAUUACUUGGAAAUGGAAUAGAAAAUUUGGGUAUUGGAAGUUUCGAGACAUGAAAAUAGUUUUAGAAAAAAAUCUUUGUAGAUUGCUGUUGGAAUCUUUGGAAAUCAAAGCAAUGAGGCAUUAUGGACCAAGUAAUUUUUUCCACUUGAGAAAUACUUCUGUUAAAAGUCUGGAUAGCUGCACAUGUUCUUAACAAAAUGUAUGUAUUUAUGUAUGUACUAACUUAGUAUGUCGAUUGUUAUUAGAGAGGGAAAUUUCAAUUAGAGUUUAUGCUAGUUUGCAACAUUAGAAUAAUGGGCAAAAAAACAAACAAACACUUCAUUUCAGUUUGUCAGUUAUAUUUUAAUACGCAAUGCUUCUACAUUUGAAAUAAAAUCAGAUGCAGUGUUGGAAAUUCAUAUUUUCCUUGAAGGCCAAAUAAAUGUUUUAUAAGUGCCAGGGUUUAAUAAUUUUAUUAUGUCAAUAUGAAGGGAAGAAUUUAUUUUUCAUAUUUUGUUGAUUUUGAAAUGCUUUUGUGCUCGCAAGACAUAAUUUAAGCAUGCAUAGGAAAUGUUAUAGGAUGAAAUGAAUUCAAUGAUUAUUAUUAGAUGAGAUCUGGGUACAGAUAUGUAGAACAGAUGACAAUCAGUGCCAAAACAGAAGAAAGAUAUUGUAUUUAUUUUGGAUUAUAUUUAUUUUCGUAUUCAUGAUAUUAAAACAAUGUAAAGAUUCUGCUGGUCAGUGUGUUUGAAUCAUUAUAAAGAGUGAAUAUGAACUUAUAUUUUUAUUUAUAAUCAUUUGUAAGAUUUACCUUUUCAGUUUUGCAUUCUUUAACGUUUCAUUUGUAUUCUUCAUGAAAACAAAUUUUGUCGCUUUAAUCGUUUUAUCGUUUUGUGGAUAUUCACAUUCGUUAUGAUUAAAUACUUUUUUGGACCUUGUAUUGAGCAGAAUGUAUUGACUUGGUAGGCUUGUGAACCAUUGUUCUAGGUUGUUGUUGUAUAAUGGUGUCUUACCUUAGACCACUGUCAAACAUUGGUGUCCAAAUGAAAAUAAAUGCUUUUGGAAGUGA